AUGUCAGUUCAACAUUUGACCGCUGAUGAUGAUGAAAAUGCAAAUCGUUAUGUAUUAGCUGCAAAAUUGAAUAAUAGUAAAACACUUGCGAGUAUACUGAAAGCAAUUCAUUUUUCAGAUCAUGCAACAUUUUGUGGAUUACCAUCGGGUUUAAAAGCGAUUGUCGAAGAUUUUCAAUGUGUUCAAGGAAACGCAUUUAUUGAUGCGCAAAUAUUUCAGUCUUAUGAAUUAAUUAAAAAUAUUCGAUUUCGGAUACAUUUAAAUACAUUAUUGGAAUGUUUGAAUAUAUUUGGUUUAUCUGAAAAUAGUGAUUCUAUUGUUGCACUGCAAAUUUACUAUAUGGGUGAAGGACAUCCAUUGCAAUUAUAUUUAGAAGAACAUGGUGUUAUUACUGAAUGUUCGAUAAAAUUACUGGACGCAGAUGAAACAAUUGAUUUUGAGUUUCAAACAGAAAAUAUAUUAGCGAAAAUUAUGUUAAAGGCUGAUGGUUUCAAAGAAGCGUUAUCGGAAAUUGAUUUAAAAGCUGAUUGUAUUGAAUUAUUGAUUUCAGAGCAAAAUCCACAAUUUCGACUUAUUGCCAAUGGUGUUGGAGGUAGUAGUUCGGUGGAUAUAACAAAAACAUCGGAAAUAAUGGAAUCAUUUUUAUGUACACAAACAAUACAUAACAGGUAUAAAACUCAAUUUUUCCAAUAUAUAAUUAAAGCCUUAACAAUCGCAACCAAAGUAUCAUUAAGAAUCGAUGGUCGUGGUAUACUGUGUAUUCAAUUUCUCAUCUAUACCGAAGAAGAUAAAGCAAGUCUUGUCGAAUAUUUUUUUUGUCCAAGCGAUGAGAUUGACGAUCAGACAAAUAUGCAGACAAACGACGACAGUAAUCAGGUUUAG
This is a messenger RNA of Didymodactylos carnosus, 882 nucleotides long. Lineage: Eukaryota; Metazoa; Rotifera; Eurotatoria; Philodinida; Philodinidae. The record is from the annotation of a GenBank genome assembly.